Messenger RNA from Olea europaea var. sylvestris, 2378 nucleotides. RefSeq names its product protein NSP-INTERACTING KINASE 1-like. The record is from RefSeq and is a predicted model, not a curated record. Gene Ontology annotation, molecular function: protein binding; protein kinase activity; ATP binding. The transcript has 11 exons. Gene Ontology annotation, biological process: protein phosphorylation. Lineage: Eukaryota; Viridiplantae; Streptophyta; Magnoliopsida; Lamiales; Oleaceae. The coding region runs from base 266 to 2137 and encodes 623 amino acids.
AAUAUUCUUUUCUUGACAAGCUCCUGACCCAGGGACAGGCACGCUUGUUCUCUUUAUACAAGAAAGGACUGAAUAACUUUUCUUUACUGGCAAACUGGAAAAAAAUCAGUUUCUAGCAUUAGAAAGCAACAAACUAAUAUGCAGAGAAGAAACUCACUAGAAAUCUUGUCCAUAGAACACCUCCAUUUAUAAAGUUAAGCAGGGUUUUUUAGUCUGUUAUUUACUGUUAUUAUUAUUAUAAUUAUUUUGAAUAUAAUCAGUAGAAAUGGCAAGAAAAAUAGAGGCAUUUUGGAUUUUCACAUUUUUCUGCUUCUGGAGCUGUGCAACCUGUUUGCUUUCUUCUACAGGUGUAAACUAUGAAGUCCAAGCUUUAAUGGGUAUAAAAGCUGGUUUAAUAGAUCCUCACGGUGUUCUUGAUAAUUGGGAUGGUGUGUCUGUUGAUCCAUGUAGCUGGACUAUGGUCACUUGUUCUGCCGAAGGUCUUGUUAUUGGCCUAGGGACUCCAAGUCAGAAUUUGUAUGGUACUCUUUCUCCAAGCAUUGGGAAUUUAAAAAAUCUUCAAUUUAUCCUAUUACAGAACAACAACAUAACAGGACCAAUCCCAGCAGAACUUGGAAAGCUCUCAAAGCUCCAGACUCUUGAUCUUUCUGAUAACUUCUUUAAUGGAAGUAUUCCUUCUUCACUAGGGCACUUGAAGACCCUUCAGUACUUGAGGCUCAACAAUAAUAGCCUAUCCGGAGAGAUUCCAAUGUCAUUAGCCAACAUGACGCAGCUCUCUCUUGUGGACUUGUCUUUUAAUAACUUGAUGGGCCCUUUACCCAGGUUCCCCUCGAAGAUUUUCAAUAUUGUUGGGAACCCAUCAAUAUGCCCAACAGGGUCAGAGCCACCGUGCCAUGGAAUAACAUUGAUGCCGAUGUCCAUGACCUUGAACACUUCAGAAAUAGCCGCUCUACCUUCGGGGAGAAGAAAAAGUCACAAUUUUGCACUUGCCCUUAGUUCAAGCAUUGGGUGCAUUGGUAUGCUGAUCAUUGGUUUUGGGCUGUUUCUGUGGAUGAGACAAAGGCAAAAACAGCAGAAAUUUUUUGAUGUUAAAGAUGGGCAUCAUGAAGAAAUUUCUCUUGGAAAUUUGAGGAGGUUUCAACUUACGGAACUUCAGAUAGCAACCAACAACUUCAGCAGUAAAAACCUUCUGGGAAAAGGUGGGUUUGGAAAUGUCUACAAGGGGUAUCUUCUAGAUGGGACUGCCGUGGCUGUCAAGAGGCUGAAAGAUGGCAGUGCCAUUGGAGGGGAAAGACAAUUUCAGACAGAAGUUGAGAUGAUCAGCCUAGCAGUGCACCGGAACCUUCUUAGGCUAUAUGGGUUCUGUAUGACCGCCACAGAAAAGCUUUUGGUGUACCCGUAUAUGUCUAAUGGAAGUGUUGCUUCUCGACUUAAAGCAAAACCAGUCUUGGACUGGGUCACGAGAAAGCAAAUUGCCUUAGGAGCUGCAAGGGGACUGUUAUAUCUCCAUGAGCAAUGUGAUCCCAAGAUAAUUCAUAGGGAUGUUAAAGCUGCAAAUAUACUGCUUGAUGACUAUUGUGAAGCAGUGGUGGGAGAUUUCGGGUUAGCAAAGCUUUUGGAUCACCAGGAUUCACACGUUACGACUGCUGUACGGGGCACUGUAGGGCAUAUAGCCCCUGAGUAUCUCUCAACUGGCCAGUCUUCUGAGAAAACAGAUGUUUUUGGAUUUGGGGUCCUUCUACUUGAACUGACCACAGGUCAAACAGCUCUUGAAUUCGGCAAAGCAGCUAAUCAGAAAGGAGCAAUGCUUGAUUGGGUGAAGAAACUACAUCAAGAGAAGAGACUCGAUUUGCUCAUCGAUAAAGAUUUAAAAAGCCAUUGCGAUCUGAUAGAGCUAGAGGAAAUGGUACAAGUGGCUCUCUUAUGCACCCAAUAUCUUCCAAGCUAUAGACCAAAGAUGUCAGAAGUGGUUCGAAUGCUUGAAGGCGAUGGACUUGUUGAAAGAUGGGAAGCUUCUCAGAGAGCAGAAGCGAGCAAGAAUAAAUCACAAGAGCUCAUCUUAUCAGAACGAUAUUCAGACCUCACAAAUGACUCUUUAUUACUCAUACAAGCCAUAGAGCUCUCUGGUCCAAGGUAAGACAACAGUAUACACUCUACAGUACGCGAUACGGAAUUAGAAUUCGGAAAGGAGGAAGUUCAUAGUUAAAAACUGCAAACAAAAAUCACAUGUCAUUAUUAUUAAGUUUUGUCGCAGUAAAACAUCAAAGUAUCAAAGGGCUUUGAUUUUUUCUCUCUCAUUGUAUAGAGUUUCAUGGUUUUCCUGAAGAAUUAUUUUCUUGCUGGAUAAUACUGAUGCUUGAAGUGUAUUUAAAGUUCAA